Messenger RNA from Agrilus planipennis (emerald ash borer), 1183 nucleotides. Its product is annotated as peroxiredoxin-4-like. Lineage: Eukaryota; Metazoa; Arthropoda; Insecta; Coleoptera; Buprestidae. The record is from RefSeq and is a predicted model, not a curated record. Bases 213 to 953 code for a protein of 246 amino acids. Gene Ontology annotation, cellular component: cytosol; endoplasmic reticulum. Gene Ontology annotation, biological process: cell redox homeostasis; hydrogen peroxide catabolic process; response to oxidative stress. Gene Ontology annotation, molecular function: thioredoxin peroxidase activity. The transcript is spliced from 5 exons.
UAGCUAUAAUCGACAUAACCUCAAUUUUUUACUGAAGUUAAUAAGUAUUAAAAUAUAAUAAUCUACUGUUUAUAAUCAAUUACUUAUUAAAAAUUAAUCUAAUGGAGAUAAAGGUACUUAAAAGUAAACAGCUGUGAUAUUUAUGAAAAGUAUUAAGGGAGUAACAGAUAGGUUAUCGUCUGGUAUAUGUUAGGUGUUUUCUACCUUUAAAGAUGGGAAAGGGGUUGCUUUCAUUAAUAUUAUUGUUAAAUAUUGUAUAUAAGGGUUAUUCUGCGUUUACUGAUGACGAUUCAUGUCAAUCUUAUGCAGGUGGAACUGUUUAUCCUAUUGGAUCAAAUCCAGAAAAAACAGAACAUAAACUUCAAUGGACUAAAGCAGUUAUUUCAAAACCUGCCCCGUUUUGGGAAAGUACAGCAGUUGUUAAUGGAGAAUUUGUUCAACUGAAGUUGUCUGAUUAUGCUAACAAAUACUUGGUAUUCUUCUUUUACCCCCUGGAUUUUACGUUUGUGUGCCCCACUGAAAUUCUAGCAUUCAGUGACAGAAUUGAUGAAUUUAGAAAAAUAAAUACAGAGGUUGUAGCUUGUUCAGUUGAUUCACAUUUCACUCACCUUGCAUGGAUAAAUACUCCACGCAAGGAGGGUGGUCUAGGCAAAAUCAACAUUCCCCUUCUAUCUGAUCUAAACCACAAUAUCAGUAAAGAUUAUGGAGUAUUUUUAGAGGACGUGGGACAUACUUUAAGGGGGUUGUUUAUUAUAGACAGAAAAGGUAUUUUAAGACAAAUAACUAUGAAUGAUCUUCCUGUGGGUAGAAGUGUUGAUGAAACACUCAGAUUAGUACAGGCCUUUCAGUAUACUGAUAAGCAUGGUGAAGUGUGUCCAGCAGGGUGGAAACCCGGUCAAGAUACUAUAAUUCCUAAUCCUGUGGAAAAGAAGAAAUAUUUCGAAAAUCAUUAAUAAAUGGCUCUAUUUCCUACCUGCCUGUCUUUCUCAGUGCCACAACAUUGACAAUUUUUAAGCAUCACAACUUAUGAUUAUUUCUUUUAAUUUUUAAGGACUGAUUUUGCAUUCCUUCUUUAUGUAAUAAUGUUUAAAUUGGAUUUCGUUUCAAUGUUUCAAUUGAUAAUUAAAUGUAUAAUGUCUUUUAAUACUUGUAUUUUUAUAAAUAAAAAGAUAUUUUUAAAGUA